AUGCAAUUUGGCAUCCUGCUUCUAUCGACAAAAGCACCUUUUGCAGGCUUACUAGCAUCAGAAGAUAUCAGCCGUAUCCGUACCGGCCUCAAUGAUGCCGGCCAGGUGUUUUUGCGGUUGGACAACAACAAUCCGAUCAUUUCACGCUGUCGCGAAUGCUUGGAAAGCUUUAUCGAGUUGUACGACUCUUUGAGCUCUCCUUCAGCCUCUAGAGGCACUCUGGGCCUGCAAGACUCGAACACCUCCAAACAGGUUUACUUGGAGAGUGGAGGCGGGUCUCAGGUGGAGGCGAGCCUAAUGCUCGGUGAUCCCGGAGAGGACUUCUCAUGGUGUGAUAUGGAUGUUUUUGCUGAGUCGCUGGCAGCAGGCUUCGCCAGCCAAGGUCUGGAAUUCUCGAAUGGGUUGUGA
Cladophialophora immunda is the source of this 408-nucleotide messenger RNA. RefSeq lists its product as uncharacterized. The transcript has a single exon. The coding region runs from base 1 to 408 and encodes 135 amino acids. The record is from RefSeq and is a predicted model, not a curated record. Lineage: Eukaryota; Fungi; Ascomycota; Eurotiomycetes; Chaetothyriales; Herpotrichiellaceae.